Molecule: messenger RNA, 1305 nt
Organism: Pocillopora verrucosa
Lineage: Eukaryota; Metazoa; Cnidaria; Anthozoa; Scleractinia; Pocilloporidae
Source: RefSeq, a predicted model, not a curated record
AUGGCGCCACGUUCAACAGUUAUAUCGUUCGCUCCCAUCGUAGCGUUAUCAACGCUCGUAGCUCUAGUGCUACAACUUCACGGGGUCCUUUUGCUAUGGAAAAUACAUCAAACCAGGCAGAUUGAUGCAAUCCGGAUCGGCUUGUUGCGGAAGAAAAGUUAUUUCUUCCGAAAUGUAAAGCAGCUGAAGCAGAGAGAUUUGUACAGAAAAAAACGAAGCUGUUGGCAUAAACCCGGUCGAACUGACUUGUGGUGGAAAAACAUCUGGACGGGAGUAGCACCUGAAGAAUGUUGGAAAGAGAACUUUCGGAUGUCAAGGGCUGCUUUUGUGAACCUGGUAUCGGAGCUAAGGCCAUACAUUUCACCAAACCCAAAGUCACCUAACCACAGGGCAUUGAGUGCAGAAAAAAAGGUUGCAGUUGCAUUGUAUUUUUUAAAAGACACUGGUUCCCUGAGAAUGACAGCCAAUAGUUUUGGAAUAGUACUCAACACUGCAUCAGCUGUUGUAAAUGAGGUUUGUCAAGCUAUUUCAAACUAUCUUGGCCCGAAAUAUCUCCAUCUUCCUGAAGAUGAAGAAAGCAUGAGGGAGAAGGUAGCAGAAUUUGAAGCCAAAUUUGGCAUGACACAAGCUUUUGGUUGCAUUGAUGGGACACACAUUCCAAUUCAGUGCCCAUCAGAGAACUCACAAGAUUUUUUCUGCUAUAAGCAGUUUUUUUCAUUAAGUGUGCAGGCUGUGUGUGACUAUGAAGGCUCCUUCAUGGAUGUUGAAUGUAAGUGGCCUGGAAGUGUCCACGAUGCAAAGGUUUUUGCAAAUUCUUCCAUCAGUGCCAAAUUAAGAAGUAAUAAAUUGCCCUGUACAUUUCAGACUCCAAUUCCAGGUGGUGUCAAAAUACCUAAUUACCUCUUUGGUGAUCCAGCUUAUCCAUUGCUUCCUUUCUGCAUGAAAGAGUAUGAUUCAUGUACCAGUAAUGAACAAGUUGUUUUCAACAACAUGCUGCGUUCUGCCAGGAACCAAAUUGAAUGUGCUUUUGGCCGGCUUAAAGCAAGAUGGUCCAUAUUCACUACAAAAGUGGACUUCAAACUUGAGGCAAUACCAACAAUUAUUUAUGCAUGUUUUGUAUUACAUAAUUAUUGUGAGAAGCAUAACAUGUAUGUUGAUCAGGACUUGGUUGACUCGCAAAUUCAACUUAUGAAGGAAAAUGAAGAUCAGUUUAAAAACACUCCUGAUCCAAUUUACUCUUGUGAUGUGGGAGAAGGGAGUGUUGUGAGGACAACACUCACACAAUUAGUACUGAAGAAUCUUUAA